This is a messenger RNA of Protopolystoma xenopodis, 297 nucleotides long. Lineage: Eukaryota; Metazoa; Platyhelminthes; Monogenea; Polystomatidea; Polystomatidae. The record is from the annotation of a GenBank genome assembly.
AUGUAUCGAAUGAAUAAAGUAGCAUCCACUUUUGAGAAUAAUUCUGGAGAAUUUCGAAACAAUUUGUUGCCGUCUUUGGCAGCACUAAAUCCUCCCUCGCCACCAAUUAUCUUGGUUGGCAAUAAGAUAGACUUACUUGAUAUAUGUGAGGUGGAUCGAGGGCUUGCGGAAUCCCUUGCAAAGCAAUGGCAUUGUCCUGUGGUGGAGACUUCUGCGCUCACCGGAAAAAAUGUGCAUGAAGCCUUCUUAAAGCUUGUGCAGCAGACUAUUAGUAAAAUUGAGUAUAGCGAUAUUUAA